AUGGAGGGAGAGUACUUCCCCCUCCCGUCCGGCAGCCAAGCCAGGCUUAAAAACCUUCGCCACCGGGCGGCGGAAUUACAAAGGAGGCCGUCCGCCUCCUUUGUCCUGGAUUUGGGAGUUGAGCGCCUUCGUCGCCAUUGGCUUUCCUCCCCCAGCUCCAGCCUCUCUCAUCUUGGGAAUCUGCGUCAGAAGUCACUCGCAGUCCCGCCAGCCCAGAAAUUGGAUGAAGACUUGCAUCAAAAAAUUGCCCGGGAGAUGAACCUCUCUGAAACUGCUUUUAUCCAAAAACUGAACCCAACAGACAACUUCACACAAAGUUCCUGCUUUGGACUAAGGUGGUUCACACCAGCGAGUGAGGUCCCGCUCUGUGGUCAUGCCACCCUGGCAUCUUCGGCUGUGCUGUUUUACAAAAUAAAAAACACAAAUAACACACUAACCUUUGUCACUCUGAGUGGGGAACUAAAGGCCAGAAGAGCAGAGGAUGGUAUCAUCCUGGAUUUUCCUCUUUAUCCGACCUACCCACAGGACUUCCAUGAAGUAGAGGACCUGAUAAAGAUGGCCAUAGGCAACACACUGGUCCAGGAUAUCCGCUAUUCUCCAGAUACCCGGAAACUCCUUGUCCGGCUCAGUGAUUCUUAUGACAGGUCAUUUCUGGAGACUCUGAAAGUGAAUACGGAGAACCUGCUGCAAGUUGAAAACACAGGGAAGGUGCGAGGACUCAUUCUUACCCUAAAAGGAGAGGCUGGCGGGCAGACCCAAGCAUUUGAUUUUUACUCCAGAUAUUUUGCACCAUGGGUUGGUGUGGCUGAAGAUCCUGUAACAGGGUCUGCACACACUGUUCUCGGCAGCUACUGGUCCCAGCAGCUGGGGAAGCAAGAAAUGCGUGCAUUUCAGUGUUCCCCUCGAGGAGGAGAACUGUUCAUUUCACUACGACCUGAAGGAAGAAUUGACAUUAAGGGUGGUGCUGCCCUUGUCCUGGAGGGCACGCUGACAGCCUAGAUACUUGUGCUGUGAUGCUGCUAUCUAUAACAACAAACCAUUGUUUCCAUGUAAGGACAUAGAACGGCUGCCUUUAGCAAAUUAGCAUGGUAGUCCACUUAAUUAAUCCUCAUGUUAGGAAGAUAAGACAUGUUGAUGGAGAUUUAGUAAUGCUUCCAGACUAAUUUUUAUUAAACUUAUGGAGUUUGAACUAAGUGUAUUUGAAAUGUAAAUAAUGAGUAGCAAAAAAUAAUGUCACUUAUUUUGAUUAUAUCUACACAUCAAAGAAUGAGAAAUACAUUUAGUAGAAGUGAAAUUAAACCAAUUUAAACUUAAACUUAAACUUAAAUUUAAACUUAGGUGUGAGUACCUUUUGCAGCCAUUUUAAAGGCUCAAUAAUUAUGUGGAGUUAGAAAACUAUUUCAUGGUAGAACACUAAGAAAAAGUACAGUAGGCUCUAAAAUGUUUGCAAUGUUAUGCUGUGAAUAUGGAGAAUAUGAAUUUAUGUGGACAAGCAUGGGUUGUGAAGACAGCAAAGUGAAAAAUAGCUCAUGUGUUGGGAUAAGAAUGGAAGUAACUCUAAUGUAUAUAAAAAUCGUUUCCUUCAUUGCUGCCCUCAAGUACAAUAAUUAAAAAUUAGGACAUAACCAAAAAUUAAAACAAAAAAAUGUAUAUUCGGCUACUUCCUGUCAUUGUAAAAUUACACAUUAAAAGUAAUGAAAUCUUUUAA
Ictidomys tridecemlineatus (thirteen-lined ground squirrel) is the source of this 1708-nucleotide messenger RNA. The record is from RefSeq and is a predicted model, not a curated record. NCBI's taxonomy places the organism in Eukaryota, Metazoa, Chordata, Mammalia, Rodentia, Sciuridae.